GCCUUGGAGCUCCCAACCCCUUGGUGGCGGGGCCUGGGGUUUGGAGCCCCUCCCCUGGGCGGGGCCAGGAAUCCGCGCUCAGGUUGGAGGCGGGGCAAACGUCCUGUGAUCGCACCGCCCCCUUACCUUUUGGCCUUUAGAAACCUAGCGGCUUUCCCACACUUUGCCGGAAGUCCUCGCAACGUUUCCGGCAGAGUUUUUAAAAGCUGACCUGGGAUCCCAGACUCCGAGUCCUUCCGAGAUCUUGUGUUGCUUUGGCUCGGGCAGCGGGAGACUGGUCGGCCGGGAUGCGGAGCGGGUUCCUGAGCGGUGCCCGGCGCCUGUGGGCCCUCCGCGCCUUCAGCCGCUCUGCGCCGCCUCCCGAGGAGCUCUUCGCCCGCGAAGGGCCUCUCCGGGCCUUCCUGGAGCGCCGUGCGGGCUUGGAGGCCGGGGCUCUGGACGCCGGUGAGCCUCAACUGGCGGCGGCGGCUCGGCUGCUCAGCGAGAAGGAGCGGGAGUUGCGGGACACCGAGUCCUUGCUGCACGAUGAAAAUGAAGAGUUAAAGAAACUUGCAGAGAGUGAGAUAGCUCUGUGUCAGAAAGAAAUAACUCAGCUGAAGCAUCAGAUCAUCUCACUUUUGGUUCCUCCAGAAGAAACAGAUGAGAGUGACUUGAUCCUGGAGGUGACUGCAGGUGUGGGUGGUCAGGAGGCCAUGCUUUUCACCUCUGAGAUGUUUGACAUGUACCAGCAGUAUGCUGCAUUUAAAAGAUGGCACUUUGAAACGCUGGAAUAUUUCCCAAGUGAACUAGGCGGCCUUAGGCAUGCGUCAGCCAGCAUCGGAGGCCCAGAAGCCUACAAACACAUGAAGUUUGAAGGGGGCGUGCACAGGGUGCAGAGAGUGCCGAGGACAGAGAAACAAGGCCGGGUCCACACCAGCACCAUGACCGUGGCGAUUCUGCCCCAGCCUGCUGAGAUCAAACUAGUGAUUAAUCCCAAAGAUUUGAGAAUUGACACUAAGAGAGCCAGUGGAGCUGGAGGUCAGCACGUGAACACCACGGACAGUGCUGUUCGAAUAGUCCAUCUUCCCACAGGUAUUGUUUCUGAAUGCCAGCAAGAGAGAUCUCAGCUGAAGAACAGGGAGCUGGCUAUGAAAAAGUUACGUGCAAGGCUAUACAGCAUGCAUCUAGAGGAGGAAACUGCAAAAAGAUACAAUGCUAGAAAGAUCCAGGUUGGAACAAAAGGAAGAUCAGAGAAAAUAAGAACAUACAACUUUCCACAGAACAGGGUUACAGACCACAGAAUAAACAAAUCACUACAUGACCUUGAGAGCUUCAUGCAAGGAGACUGUCUUCUGGAUGGCAUGAUACAGUCACUGAAGGACUAUGCGGAUUACGAAUCUCUAGUAGAAAUGAUUUCCAGAAAAGACUAAGCUAAUGUAUAAAGCUAUUUUGUUAUAUAGACUAGGAAAAUCCUAGAGUGAAUCCUUGUGUGCAAGUACUUAACCGGUAUUCUUGAGGAGUGUAAGGUAACAGUUUUUCGGACUCUUCUCUAUAAAAAGUUAGAUACAAUACUAAGCAGAAAUAUCUGUUUUUACAAUAUAAAGAGACAGAAUCUGACAGUGAAAGUAACAAGCAAUAAAAGUCAGGUACACUGGGACUAGGAAGGAAUGGCCUACAGGAAGUUUCUAGAGAAAACACACCCUUACAAGGUGCUCCCUUCUACAUCAGAGUCAGGUCUCUUGCAGGGGGCAUGGUGUAGCCCACUCUGUGGUGCAAAGGUUCUGGAUUGCCCUGCAGCUGGGAACGUGGGCCUUGCAAACAGAGUACCUCAAGCUCAUGGAGCCUGGUAAGCAGAAAGCCUCUUGUUAAAAUGUGAAUAAAAUUUCCCAAAUAAUAAGCCUUAGUGGGCUCCUGUAUCAGUUCCCCAGAGAACCAGAACCAAGAGGAUGUAGCAUGCAUCCACAGAGAUGCACUGUAAGGAGGAGGCUGGAUUUUCUCUAUUCAGGCCUUUAGCCUGGCUGGGUAAACAUGCUACGUUGCCCAUAAGGGAGACGUAGAUUAACUGACAUUUCACUGAUUUCAAUGUCAGUGCCGUCCAAAACUUGAGAAGAUCUAAAGUAAUGUGUUACCAAAUACACUGGUAACAGCAAGCCAGAUCUGUGAAAUAGACCAUCAAGGUUUCUUUCCAAGAGUACCACUAGAGGCUGUACCAUGGAAGAGGAGAAAUGAACUGUCCUGCCCUGCUUACAGUGUUUCUCCAGCACCUGCUGCCAGCAGGCUUCACAUCCCAGCCACAAAGAAAGGUACAGGCUGCCGUAGUUUCAGUGUCCCCUUCAAAACCCAGGUGUUGCCAGUGUGAUAAUAAGUAUGGCAGCUUCACAACUAAGGUUUUUAAGAGUCCCUUCUGAAUGGGGCUAAAGUCUUAACUGUCAUACACUCAGAGUCACUGCCCAUUUUCAGUAAUGUUUUCAUACAUUUAGUGUCUGAAAUAAAUUGCAAACAAGACAUUUCACUCCCACACAUAUCAACUGGCACUACUUAAUCAUAUAUCAAUCAUCACACAUCAAAAUUCAUGUUAAAUCCCAAAUACUUAAAACUAAUAGUUGAGAUUUAUCUUCUUCUUCCCCAGAUGUGUUGGAGCUGACUUCCUCAAACUAAGAUCUAACUAUGUGCAUAAUCCAGUGGGUUUACCCUUAAGAGACCCCUGGUCCUGAUUUUCAAGAUAUUGCACUGGAUUUUCAUCUAUGAAGAUCAAACUAGAUAUUUUGGUACUAUGUGAGUUGUUUGGACAUUAACACUUAAGACUUGGCCAGUUUACCCAUACCUGGGUGGAAGCGUCACCCAGCCCUUGGCAUCCAUAUAUCCAAAGAGUCUGGAAUGUUUGGGUGGAAGUUCCAUCCCAGCCCUCCUCCCUUGUGAGUUGCCUCAGUCCAGAUUCUAAACCCAGUCAAACGAUGACCCCACUCCAGAGAUGUUCAAGACCACUCCCACCCCAAGAACGAACUGGUCUUCUUUUCCCAUUUUCUUUCUGGGGGCUGGAGAGCCAUCCAGGAGCAUUGGUAUUCAUUAAAUCUGGGCUUAUUCUAAAUCGGUUUGAUUUGGUCUGAUUUAGAUUAUUGUUUCGGUGGAAAGGUUUAUCAGAGUAAAGAAACUUUUCAGUACCGGUUCUUGUGACUUAGUACUGUUGUCGCAAAAAAAUCCUAUUGAAAUGGGGAGGGUUUGACUGUUCCUUGCCAAUAGGAUUUAGGAGCCUCUAGCCUAAAUAAUAAAGGAAUUAUGAGGCACUUCCCCAGAUUUUCUAGAAUCAGCUGUAGUCUUAAGUUUUUAGGAACAAUUAGAAUGUGCUUCUCUUAAAUCACAUAUAUACAAUUAUAUAUUUCAGUACACUUACUUCAUACCGAGGACUUAGUAGUGUCUUACUCUACUGGAAAGUGAGUAGUACAAAACCAUUAUUGAUAGGCAAGGGUUUUCAAGCUGUCUACAGUAUUUAAUACAGAAACCAGGUAACGAGAACAGAAUCCUUCCCUUCUAAUCUCAUGGAAGGUACUUUACCUUUAAAAAUACUUCUUAAA
This is a messenger RNA of Chionomys nivalis (European snow vole), 3551 nucleotides long. RefSeq names its product mitochondrial translation release factor 1 like (gene Mtrf1l). Gene Ontology annotation, molecular function: translation release factor activity. Lineage: Eukaryota; Metazoa; Chordata; Mammalia; Rodentia; Cricetidae. The transcript has 7 exons. Gene Ontology annotation, biological process: translational termination. The record is from RefSeq and is a predicted model, not a curated record. The coding region runs from base 288 to 1409 and encodes 373 amino acids.